GAGACGCGUCAUUGGCUGAGAUGGGCCGGAAAACUACAAUGACAUGCAGCAGCGAUGAGCGAGAAAGUUACAUUUCGUGCUGUUCGUACUCAACCUGCUUUGUCUCUUUGUGUCACAGUAAAGAAGUCUCUGUGUCACAUGAAACAAAAAACUGAGCCAGAAACGAAAACAAAUGAAUUACACAUUUUAUGUUUAUGUGAAAUAAAGCAUGUCAGUUUUACUUCUAUAUGUAUUUCUUCAUCACUCACUGCAUAUUUGGCUUUAAAUAUUGCAUGAAAGCUGCAACCGCCUCCUCCUUUCCUGGAGGUGGUCCAGGGUGUGUCCUUACUGCCUUUGCAGCAUAUAUUCCUUUUUGACUUGUGUUGCGGUGACAAACUCUGACAAACACUCAGACAGAAGCAAGAUGACCAGUCUCAGCGCUAAGGACAAGGACACAGUCAGAGCCUUCUGGGCUAAAGUUCCUGGGAAGGAGGAGCUGAUCGGUGCAGAUGUUCUGUCCAGUACUUUGAUGGUGUAUCCACAGGCCAACCCCUACUUCUCCCACUUUGACUUGAGCCCCGGCUCUGACCAGAUGAAGGAGGAAGGAAUGACCAUGAUGGAUGGAUUUGGUGAAGCUGUGGCUAAAAUGGACGACCUGACUCCAGGUCUGCUGAACCUCAGCCAGCUGCACGCCUUCACCCUGAGAGUGGACCCCGCCAACUUCAAGGCACUGAGUUUAGAUUCUCUCCCACAACCUUCUGGUGGUUUUAGCCAGAAUGUUCCCCAAGGAAUUCACCCCUGAGGUCCAUGUGUCUAUGGACAAGUUCUUAUCUCAUGUGUCCAACGCUCUGUCUGAGAAGCCUCAGACAGAGGCCUCAGCUGUCUCUGCUCAAUGAAUAAUAAAUACAUGAAUUCAGAAGUACAGUACAGUUGGGUUUGUGGUUCUUUUGUGAUUAGGACACAUCUAAGUACCGGUAAAUAAAAUAGAAUACGAAUCUGAGGAUGUUCCACUUUUCUGUUAUAUAAUACUAAAAUGAACAGACUAUUUUCUUCUGUUGCGUUGGAGUGUGGCUCAAAUAUCUGAAGUUUCUUA
This is a messenger RNA of Betta splendens (Siamese fighting fish), 1072 nucleotides long. RefSeq names its product hemoglobin subunit alpha-1-like. Gene Ontology annotation, cellular component: hemoglobin complex; blood microparticle; haptoglobin-hemoglobin complex. The coding region runs from base 404 to 781 and encodes 125 amino acids. The record is from RefSeq and is a predicted model, not a curated record. Gene Ontology annotation, biological process: hydrogen peroxide catabolic process; oxygen transport. Gene Ontology annotation, molecular function: oxygen carrier activity; heme binding; haptoglobin binding. Lineage: Eukaryota; Metazoa; Chordata; Actinopteri; Anabantiformes; Osphronemidae. The transcript is spliced from 3 exons.